Molecule: messenger RNA, 2901 nt
Organism: Salpingoeca rosetta
Lineage: Eukaryota; Choanoflagellata; Craspedida; Salpingoecidae
Exons: 21
Coding region: 1-2901 (966 amino acids)
Cellular component (GO): cytoplasm
Source: RefSeq, a predicted model, not a curated record
AUGGCCAAGCGCCGCCGGACCACGACCACCGCGUCGAGUUUGCUGGAUGCCAAGGACCGUCUCGAUGCCAGCUGGGAAAAGGCACACGAAGAACUGUGUGCCGCCACCCAGGGCGUUUCUGAGGCGGAUGCACAGCUGCGACUGCUGGAGCAGGCGUCGGUGUCCAAGCAGAAGCGGGACAUGUUUGUGGUCGGCCUGCUGUACACCAUCUUGGUGGACGCCAGUCAGGCACCGCGUGCGUGGGCGGACCUUGCUGCCAUUGGCCAGGCGGAUCAUACUGUAUUGGUCCGCAACGUGGGCUACCUUGCCCAGGAUAAGUUCCCUCGUCUGCGCGCAUCCUGUCAGACGCAGCUCCUGUGGCUGAUUGAUCAAAUGCUGGAAUCCCGCAUCCCAGACAUGCACGACGUGUUCGUGUGUGCGCUGCGCCAGCUGUCGAGCAACACAGCCACCAACAAGACGAGGACGGGCCUACUCAGGCAGCUGCUCAAGAUCAUGUCUGCGCACAGCCAGUUCCUGGCGGGGCGGCGGGAGACGGUGCAGGCGUGUGUGUAUGUGCUGCUGCGGCUGAUGGUUGAACACCACUGCAUCGAGGCCCUGCACCCGCUCAGGGACGCGGAGAUUGCCCAGCAUAUUCCUCUCGCCUCCGAGUUUCCUCACAGUACCAUCUUCAUCACCACCACCACCGUUGUUGGCAGCAUUGCGUCUGUGCUGUUCACCCGCAGUUCACGACGCGUGAUUGCAAUGCGGAUUCCACCGCUCGUCGAAGCCCACCUCAUGUUCAUCCUCACACACCUGCACACGUGUGAGGCAACAAAGCACGUGCGAUGGUUCACGGAGCGCCACGUCGGCGGCGAGUGGGCGGAACCGCUCGUUGCAGACCUCAUCCGCUUCAUCUGCUGCAACUACCACCCAAGCAACAAGGUGCUGGCGUCUCCGAUUGUAAAGCGGUUUGAGGUUGUGCUGCAGCUGCUGAUGUCGUGCAGCACAAACGCCGGCGGACAGAACGCAAAGCUGGCGCUGUUCUUCGACCUGCUUGUGUUUGAGCGCGGCGACAACAUCAUGAACAUUGAGCCCGGCAUCCUCCUCCUCCGGCACACGUCGCGCAACCACCCGGCCGUGUGGGCUACCCUCAUCGACUUUCUCGUGCUCAUCGCAGCGCACCUGCACCCGCCCAUCGCCCAGCGCGUGCGGCGCAGCGUCGCGCUCGGAUUCAACACGGCGGUAUGGCGUUCGGGGCGAUUAAUGUUCUUUGAUGGCCUCAUUGAGCAGUUUGGAAUGAGCAAGACGCGUUCGUUUUCGCAGCUGUUUGACCGAAUUAUGACGCGACUGGAGGAGGUGGCGGGCAAACCGGGCAAAGAGAGCGACGCUGCGUUCUGCGCAUCGCUCGCGGGGGCGCUGCUGCCCGCCGUCCUCGUCUGCCUGGACGACUUUGGACACAGCAGCGCCGACGCAAUCCGAGAAACACCGCUGUACAUGUGGCCGCAGCUUCCCGAGUUCCCUCUGCCGCCGGCGUCGCACCACGUCCUCAUCGCCCGCGCUCUCGACGCACAGGCGUCACAGCAGACCAAGUUUGCCGCGCUGGCGCAGCAGCUGCUGUCACAGUUGACAGCACGCGAGCCCCGCAUGUCACUGCACGUACUGCUGGUGGCACUCCGUGACCGUUCGUCCAGACAACGCCCCCAGGACUCCACGGCCAUGAGGACGUACAUGCGUCUGCACGACAAGACGAACAUGCGGCAACUCGUGGAGCCCGUGUUGCGUGACAUAUCCACUGCCGCUGCCGACCUCCCACCGCUCGUCGAUCCACUCCUUCUCCACGCCGUGCAUGCGCUCGGCGUCGCGUGUGUGUCGUGCAACCCCGUCCUCCUCCACGCGCUGUGUGCGCGCCUGUCUGUACGCGGGUGGUCUGCGCUGUGCCACGCCCUCUCGUGCAUCGCGCUGCCCAAACUCCUCGUUGGCGAUGAUCAACGCGACAAUGAUUCCGAUGCCCAGCAGCCGGUCGCCAGCUCAUAUCCAGCCAUGCCCCCGCCAAGUGCCCCUGUACGACUGCAGCGGCGCGUGCGGCGAUUAUGGCAAACUGUGAUUGCAGCAAUGGCAUUGGCAGGGACAGCAGCCACCACAUCAACAACUGACUCUGCGUCUCCUCCUCGUGAAUAUGAAGCCGAUAGCGGUGAUGGUGCCGCUCUGAGCGCCACAGCAUCACACGCCAACGCUUCUCCGAAUCAGCACAAUCAUCAGCAACACCACCAUUCUCGUCGCCGUUGGGGUAUUGCGGCAUCUGCGGCUGUUCGGCAUCGGCUGAUGGAAGUGAUGGACUUGGAGCUUUGCAUGGUGGACCCUGCAUUCUCCCUGGAGGUUGUUCGCCAGGCGCCGCCGGCCGCUGCCGUCCAUUUCCACUCCGCAAUUGCGCGAAUCCUCACCCGUCUGGGACCAACAGCAGCCACCCUGCGACUGGUAAUUGCGCUGCAGUCAUCGUGUGCGCACGUGACCGCGUCUGUUGUCGGCGUGUGGGCGCAGCAGCAAGCAGGGCAGCUCUUCGAGGCAGCACGCACGCUGCUCACACACGUGGAGGCAGACGUGGUUCGGGAGGAGAAGCAGCGAAAGGAUGGUGAUGGUGGUGGCGAUGGUGAUGAGACAGGAAAGGUUGAUGCGAGCGGUGGCUCCCCGUCGCCGUCCUGGCUCUGGUUAAACGAGUUGAACGCGUUUUGCAAAGAGACGACGCGUGGCUCUAAUAUCAUCAGCCUGGUGAGAGGAACGCUGGUGAAAGACCUCGCUGUCCGCGAAACACUGGUGGCAAUCUUCACCGCAGCCCCGCCGUCCUGGCGCACGGACUUUGCCGCGCUUCUCUCGCUGUCGGGCAUCCAUACGUCAUCGUCCUCGACAACAUCAACGACGCAAUGA